This is a messenger RNA of Drosophila ficusphila, 1452 nucleotides long. Its product is annotated as rRNA methyltransferase 3, mitochondrial. Gene Ontology annotation, molecular function: RNA binding; RNA methyltransferase activity. The record is from RefSeq and is a predicted model, not a curated record. Gene Ontology annotation, biological process: RNA processing. The transcript is spliced from 3 exons. NCBI's taxonomy places the organism in Eukaryota, Metazoa, Arthropoda, Insecta, Diptera, Drosophilidae. Bases 103 to 1335 code for a protein of 410 amino acids.
UGGGGCCAAAAACAUUUUUGGACAGUCGCAAGUGUGAAUUGAUUUGAACGGUGUAACAAACUUCCUAACCUAAACAUAAAUAUAUCUGAAAGUAUAAAGCAAAUGACCAUGUUUUGUAAAAUUUUAAAUCGUUCGUUUCGAGCUAAUAUCAGGAAUGUAAUCAACUUGAAUGUGCUGCGGUUGAGUAGCUCCAAUGGACCCCAAGGCGACAUCCAGGAUGCACUGGACAUCGAGGCCAAUCUUUUCGGAAAUUCCGGGUUGAGGCACGAGCCGGUAAACACGCGGGAAGCUUUACGCAAGAAUCGAACGAAACCAUUUGUGGCAAGGAAAUCCAAGGAACCUAGUGGUUCGGUUGCACCUGGAAAGUUGACGGCUCCCCUGGCUUCUCGGAUAGUUACGACUCCUGCCCCAGUAAUCAAGGACACUGAACUGAAUCUGGAGUUUGUGCGUCUCACGCUGCAGGAUCCGCUGACCAGCACACUGUUAACCACAGUGCGUUCCCGCAAACGGCGUGACAAGAACCGACAGAUCAUCGUCGAGGGUAGACGCCUCAUCCAGGAAGCCCUGCAAUGUGGUCUCAAAAUGGAGACCCUCCUUUUCAGCCAGAAAGAUCAGUUGGCUCUAGUGAAAGACCAAGUUGGCCGGGCGCAACUGGAGACGCGCACCAAGAUAUACAAGGUGCCGCAGCACGAUCUGAAGACAUGGUCUUCGCUGGUAACGCCUCCCGGACUGAUGGCCAUUUUUGACAGGCCUUCAAACAAAGGUUUGGAGCAGAACCUGGCAGAGCAGCAGCGUCUGGGCACUCAGCCCCUGCCCAUUACAGUUGUAUGCGACAACAUCAGGGAGCCCAACAAUCUGGGUAGUAUCAUAAGGACCUGUGCCGCUUUGCCCUGCAGCCAGGUUGUCGUCACCCACGGCUGCUGCGAUCCCUGGGAGUCAAAGGCCCUGAGAGGAGGCUGUGGCGGUCAAUUCCGAGUGCCCAUUCGUGAUGAUGUGCCCUGGGAGGAGCUCCCUUUGACCAUUCCUCCAGAAGCAGCCGAUAAUUGCCAUGUUUUCGUUGCGGAGAACAACCAAGAAAAGCGGCAGAGCCACAAGGCCAUCGAUUACGCAGAGAUCAAGGAUAUCGGAGCCCACAAUUUACUCAUUAUUGGCGGAGAAAGUCAUGGAGUUAGCGAGGAAGCUUAUCGAUUUUUGAACUUAGUUGGUCGCAAGGGAAAGUGCGUCUAUAUACCGCUGGCAGCUGGCAUAGAUAGCUUAAAUGUGGCAUCCGCGUUAACGCUGUUGCUCUUCGAGCUGCGAAGAAAACUAACUGAGCAGGCGACAGCUGAAAAAUAAGCAUCGAGUAUCGAACCAGAAAUAAAAGUAUUUUUAUGGAAACCAAAUUCGUAAAUAAAUUAAACGAUUCACCCCUGUAAUUAAAUGUUAAACAAUUAGAUACAAUCUAGUAAACUA